Molecule: messenger RNA, 14944 nt
Organism: Culicoides brevitarsis
Lineage: Eukaryota; Metazoa; Arthropoda; Insecta; Diptera; Ceratopogonidae
Gene: HERC2
Product: probable E3 ubiquitin-protein ligase HERC2
Biological process (GO): protein ubiquitination
Molecular function (GO): metal ion binding; ubiquitin-protein transferase activity
Source: RefSeq, a predicted model, not a curated record
CGAACAGUCAAAAAAAAAUUGUAUUUUGCUAGAAACUCAAUAGAAAUUAGUUCAAAUUAGAUUUUAACUCCUUAAAUUCACGGAAAAAAGUAUGCGGAAGAGAAUUUAACUGAAAUCCGAGAUGAAAAUAUCGCGAAACGCGAGAAAAACGUAAAAAUUAUAGUUUGUCUGUGUAACCAAUAGCUACAUAGAGCGAAAAGAAGAAAAAACAACAAUGGCGACUCUGAACGAUCCUCCGCCAACGAACGUUUCGGCGACCCUCGAGGGCGGCUUUCAGUUCAAAACGAAGCCACAUCUCGACAAAAAGUGGCUCAAGGCGAAUUUGACGUCGGCACUGCGUUCCACGAACGAGCUCAGCAAUCUGUGGAAUCACCUGCUCGAGGAUAAUGAGGUCAUUGAGAUGGAAAAUAAACUGAGUCCGAAUUUCACGUUUAUUGACGAGUCAAUUGAUAAAUCUGUGGAUUUGGGCUCAAAUGUGACGACUUCCGAGAGUAUUUUCAAUAGUUGGUUGUGGAAUCCGAUUCCAAGUUCCGACGAAAAACAAGAUUGCAUUAAAAUUCUGCUGAGUGAGCAACAGGCUUUGUGUCAUCAGGCAGCGGAGAAUUGUUUGUCCGUGCAGUCGUUGAAACGCAUGCUGUUUGUGUACUCACGCUAUUUUAUUGCGCUGUCGAGGUACAAGAAACCAGAAAGUCACGAAAAUGACGAAAGCACGACAAAAAGUGUGCAUGAACUACAUCCGGCUGUGAUGGAUUUGAAAUCGGCGAACAGUUACGACAAACCAUCGGGAAAAGAUUUCGAAAAAGCAACUCUCAGCUUAGCGCGUGUCGGAACUCGAGCAGCUCUCAAUUUCGCCUUUGCCUUUCUCCGUCGUGCUUGGAAGUCUGGAGAAGACACCGAACUUUGCAGUGAACUCUUAGGUGAAGCACUCGACGCCCUUCAAACACUCCCCGAAGCCUCCUUAUUCGACACGGGCUCUCAAACGAUCUGGAUGGAAGCCGUCGAAAAGUCAAUUAAAUUCCUGCGUCAAGUUGCUCUCGGCGACAUUAUGGGCGGGCGUUGCAUGGUUCCCAAAUCGGAUCGACACAUCGCCCUAAAUUUACUUUUGGAAUUGGCAGCGCAAAAAGGCUCGUUAUGCGCCUCGCUCGAAGCUGUCUUGCUUCUCGUGACACUUUGGGAGAAAGAUGCCGAAACCGAAGACAAUCGAAGUCCGCCGCAACCCUCAGGAGCUCCAUUGGCGAAUGUUUUGCGACGUUACGAGCACAUUAACAACUACAACGCAAACUUUGGCUUGACAGAUUCGCUGCCCGGAAGUCCCACGGAAUCGUUUUUGAGAUUUUUAGCACUGCCCGAGGACGAUAACGCGCCCAUCGAUCUCAAACAAGCUGCUGUCGUGAUAAUUAGUCAUUUGGAUCGUCUUGCGAAACCACAUUUGCCGGCUGGAGGCUUCUCGAAUAAGGCACAUCAGAAUAUUCGACCGCAGCAGAUUUUCGCGCUGGGCUGGAGCUCGUUCUCGUCAGACAUGGAAGGCUUUAAUUGCGAUUCUGGCGUCGAUUCGUACGGAAAUUACUUGAAAUAUGGCUCGUCAACGAUCGAAUUGGAUCACAAAAUUCAGGUGCAGCAAAUGGUGUGUUCGGACAAUUGCAUUUUGAUCCUUUCGAGUAACGGACAAGUUUAUUCCAUCAAAAAUUCCGGCAACGACAGUUCGUCGCAGACCUUAGUUGAGGGCUUGGAGAACAAAGUUGUCAUAAAAAUCGCCUCUCAUUGCGAAGGAAGUCAUUUUCUCGCCUUAACCGCCGAUACGCAAGUUUACGCUUGGGGUUCGGGCACCGGAGGCAAACUUGGGCUCGGCGAUUCUCAAGCACGUGACACGCCGUGCAAAGUUCACGCACUUUCCGACAAAAUUGUGAGCGGAAUUUUCGUUGGUGCUUGGUAUUCGGCGUGCUGCACGAAUUCUGGCGAGCUUUAUACGUGGGGUCGUGGCACGUACGGAUGCCUGGGACACUCUGAAAACACGGAUAAAUACGUGCCGACACUCGUCAAAGCCUUGCAAGGUCACAAAAUAGUCGAUGUUGCGUUGGGAAGCGGCGAUAGUCAUACGUUGGCGUUGACAGAUACGGGCGUCGUGUUUGCCUUUGGCGAUGGGGAUUUUGGAAAACUCGGAAAUGGAAGUAGCAAUGGAUCACAAGUGCCGCUGAAGAUUGAAUGCUUGACGAAAAUCUCGCGCGUUUUCUCGGGAAGUCAAUUUAGUGUGGCGCUCAGUACAGAUGGGAUUGUUUAUACGUGGGGCAAAGGACAUGGCGGGCGAUUGGGACACGGCAAUUUGGAUCAUUGUACGACACCGAAAGUUUUAACGGCCCUCGAAGGAAAAAACAUCGUGCACAUCAGCGUAGGCUCUGCGCAUUGCCUCGCCUUGACAAAAACCGGCGAAGUCUACGGAUGGGGUCGCAACGAUCACGGUCAAAUUUGCCCGUCAUCCGUAACGCGCGAUCCCAUCAUCACGACGCCCAUUCUCACGGUUCCCCUGAACAUUCGUAUCUCGGGCAUCGCUUGCGGCGCCGCUCAUUCCAUCAUUUGGUCUCAUUCCUCAAUGCUCGGCUUGCCAUCGCGCAUCCCCUUCAUCGUCGAUCUCACGGAACACACUUUCCGACUCAUCGAUCAGCUGCUUUGCAUGGUUUGUGUCGUUCCCUCCGUGCAAAAUCAACAAACGGGACAACCCCAAACGGGCCAAUCUGCCACUUCAACGACUCCAAAUCAGGAAAAUGAAUGCGUCGCCGUUGCCUGCUUGAAUUUGCUGCGACUGCAAUUGCACGCGAUGAUCACAAAUAGCAUAUCGCCAAAGUGCGUGGGACUCCACGAAGGUUCUCGGCUACUUUCGAGCUUGAAAAGUCGCGUUUUGAGCCUUGCCGGAGGUGCGAUGAUACUAAAGACGAUGCAAGAUGCCGCCCAAAAGACGUUAAAAAUCGGUUGGAGUAUUUUGUUGCCGACAGCAGCGGAACGGGCGCAAACUUUGACGUCUCUGUUGCCUGCUGGGCAUGAAUCUAGUGGUAAUAUGACGACGCCAGGACAUCGAUUUAUGACAGAUUUACUCGUGGGAUCGUUAAUGGCUGAAGGAGGGCUGCAAAUUGCGUUGAAACAAGCAAUUAAUGCUGAACCUCUCGACUGCAAUAGUGACCAUCACUUACCUUUGUUGCAUCUUUUGAAGCAACUUUUGCGAAAUAACACGAGUUUAACGCAAGCCCGUCUCCAUCAAUUGCUUCUGGGGCCCUUUGUGAAGAUGGAAGACGAUCAAAUGUGCGGCGAACCCUUGUCCCCGAGCCUAGAUUUGCUCCACAAAUUCCAAAGACUCCUCCUGUCGUACAUCCAUCAAUCGACGACGGAAGAUUUAGCAGGUGCCGAAGCACUUUUGACGACAUAUUUGCAACACGUGGUGUCCCUUUGCAUCCAAACACUCAACAAAGCGCAAGAAGUUUUGUCGCAAAACACCGAAGGAGUCGCCGACGUGCUCAAAACCGACAUUUCCGACACACUUUUGUACGAACUGCUCAUCGGAUUGGUGCUGCUGCAACGUGACAAGUCCCAUAUUUUGACGAAUUUCGACUGGAACAAGUGCUUUAUCCCCCUUUUGAAUGCUCUCGAUACGCUAAAUCGCAUGUUGUGCGACGGCGAGGUCCAAGAUUCGGAUGACAUGGGUUGGCCUGGCGUUAUUUGUCGCGGGCAACAAAAACCCUCGAGUGUCGUGCACGACGAAGUGACGCUAAUUCGCAAAAGUGACAUCGAAAAUCAAAUUUUGGACGAGGGAAAAUGGAUUAUUGUCAACGGAAGUGUUUACGAUGUGAAAAAUUACGCUGCGGAAAAUCAGGAAACGGUCGAAUUGUUGCAAAAUGGCAUCGGAAAUGACUUGAGUGCGGAACUGAGUGCACCGGAACAUCGCCCAACGCUUGAAUACAUCACGCAACACUUGCGCAUCGGAAAAUUGCUCGUUGAUGACAAAGCCAUUAAGACAAAUUAUCAGCAAUUGAUCUCAUUAACGCAUUUCAAGUCGGAACGAACUUUAUCUUACCUCUUGGGACUGCGUGCGAACUUUUUGCAGAAAGGCACGGAACUGCAACCAGCUGAAAUUCAAUGCAAAACGGUCCUAAAUUCGCCAAUUUUAUCCGGAGGACUGCAACUUUUGCAACCCUCGAACCCCUUUGACGAGGAAAAAGGCGAGGCACGAAGCAGCGGAUCGACGCCGACCGAAAACUCGAAUCAUCAGAUCUCGGAUGCGCCGCAGGUGAUGUCGAAUUGGUCUUCGGUGCUCAUGACGCAGCGAAUUGAGACGCUUUUGUACGGUUUGGGCGAAGGGAGACUCACGGAGCAACUGGUUCAGGUGUGGCAUCGACUUUCGGAGCGUUAUUGCAAGGAACAUCACUUGAUUUGGCAUCAGGAGUUUCAGUGCGAUCAUCCGGUAAUGGAGUUGGAAAGAUUGCUGACGGCAGUGUUGAUACGACAUCAAAGCUUGGGACAGUUGGUUUUGGCAGUGAUCGAUAAGGAAUUGAGUGGGCAGAAACAUGGAAAGUUACCGCCGCCUGUUGCGGAUAUCAUUAGAAGUGUUCAUCACACAAAAUGGGCCCUCAUCAAGAUGCGCCAACAACUAAACCGCAGCUACAAGGAAGUUUGCGCUCCCAUGAUGGACAAAUGUCGUUUCCUCCUUUACGAAAUCCGACCUGCUGUGAGCAUCGAGCAAAUGGGCUUGAAACGUCUCUACUUACUGUACAAAUCGCCGCGUUUCAAGGACGCCGCUCGUCGUGUCAUCGCCAACAUUCGCGAUGCCAAAAAGAAAAACGUUCGUCCCGAAGACAUUUUAAACGUUUCCAUCCAAAGUGCGAGCAAAAACGCAAAAUCAACGGAAAAUCUGCUCGCCGACUUGCCAAUUCGUCUCUCAAACGAAGAUCUCACGAAAGUUGCGAGCACCGAGAAUCUCAAUACGCGUUCCUCGACUCCGAGUGGCGCGAAUGUCAUCGAAAACAAACAAUAUUCCAACGAAAAUCUCGUCGAUUUGGUCGAUGGCGGCGACGAAAUGGAGGAAAAACGACGCGAAUCGUGUGAUGAAAUUAAAACGCCGACGAACGAAAGCACGGAUAUCGACAUAAAACAGAAAAAUAUCGAAGAUACGCACGAUUUGAUCAACGAAGUCAUCGUAAAACUCACGGAAAAGUGUCUCAUCGAGUCCCAAUUCGCAAACAGUAAGAACACAAUUGCCACACAAAUCGUCGAUUUUAUUGUGCAAGAAAGUAUCGACGUCGAAACCUUACGACGAGCGAUGUUUUGUCAAAUUCAGCGUUACCAAAUACGAAAACAAGGUCUCGAAAUGUUCUUGGAACUCCUGAAAGUCAAAGGAUUGCUGGAUGCCGUUCAGUAUAACCUCUUUUUGGGCUUCAUCGGGGUUCAUUUGGACAAAAAUUCGAAUCGUUACAUGGACAACAUCCUCGAAAACUUGAAUCUCAUCACGGCAUUCCAGAAAAGUGACUUGAUUAUCACGCAAUCCAUGAUCAUCGAAUGGGCGAUCAAAGAACUUCAAAAACACGUGAACCAAGAUAACACGUGGCACAACGGAAAACCCAAACCGCACGGCGAAAAAGAUCAUUCCAAUCUCGGAACUUAUGUUUUUUUGAAGAAAUUACCGAGAGCGCGUUUUCUUUUAGCCCUUUUUGGUAUUUUAGCGAAAGAAUUUAACGGAAACGAGUUGAGUCUUUUGAUCAAUUCAGGCGUUCUUGGUACCGCAAUUGGACUUUUGAAGCAAACGGGAGGAGAUAAUGUCACGUCAAGCGGAAAUAAGCACGAAACGGAUCUCUCGGUAAUUUAUGAGGAUGUCGUAAAUCGAUUAAAAACGUCGAAAGCGGGAUUAACGGGUCCGGAAUUGGCGCAGUUGAUGAAAAUGGGAACGAGAGUUGCAAGAGGAAGUGAUUGGAAAUGGGGAGAUCAAGAUGGGCAAGGCGAGGGACGAGUCAUAAGUGAAAUUGGCGACGAUGGAUGGGUGCGAGUUGAAUGGGAUAACGGAGUGACGAACUCGUAUCGCAUGGGCAAGGAAGGACAAUAUGAUCUUCGCCUUGCUGACAGCGAACUCAAACAACUAACCCCUGAUCGCGAAAGUGACCACGAAGAUCUCAUCAACGAAUUUGGGCUCCAUUCGAACGAAUCGCAUCCCACACGAAAUUUACGAAACGCUUGCAUCAAACUUCUCGAGAUCAUUUCCAUCAGUUCCGGCUUGCAUGCUGACAAAAUGCAAGUGAGUGCCGUCAAAGGUCUCGCCUCGAUGUUUCAUUACAUUUUGAGCAACAAAAGCGGCUCCAUCAUGCGUCUCGAAUCAUGGACUUUAUUCGGAUUCAUCCGCUCAAUUUCAUCGUCAAAGGCGCUCUCGAAGUUUUUAACGUCUCCCACGUGGAUCGAUUUGUGCAUGAAUGUGCUCGAUACUCCCGUGAUGGGCAAACAAGAUGUCUACAAGAAACUCCAAUGUUUGCGGCUGCUUCAAACUUCGCUAAUCAACUGGGAAAGUGACGAAAACGAACGAAUUCCCGCGUUAAUUGAAAGAAUUUUCGGUGCUCUCGGCAAAAUUUGUCUCUACUGCCCGAACGACUUGUCACUGUUGCAAAAUCCCGCCGAUGUCAAGUCUCGCGUGCUUUACAGCGCGAGUUAUUCCGGCACUGUAGCUGAAGAAAUCAUCACGUUGCUACGAAAACUUCACACGUUGCCACUUUGGAAUGAUCAUGUCAACUCUUUUCUGUCCCAAAAGCUGUGUUUCGCCGCAGAUCUCGCCUCAACUCACGAAAAUACCGAUUUCAACGACGAUUUUGAGCUGGAACUCAUCAAAGUAGCAGGAACUUUACACACAAUUGGCGGAUAUGAUCCCCGCCCUCGCGUCGGACAAAAUUUGCUGAUCGACGGAGAGCCCGGAACAGUUUCCCGCAUGACGAAAAAAGGCAAAGUGAUCGUUAGCGUGCGAAAUUCGCAUGAAAGUAAAAAAGUCCCGAUAUUCAAAGUCAUCGAAACACUCGAAAUUGGGACUUUUAGCUUGUCGCGUCUCACAAUGAACGAGAUUUUAUUGAAUUCCUGGGCUGUUUUGCUGCAUCAAACGGGCGAAUUGACAGUUACGGAGUCUUUCAAGAUCCUAACCAAAUAUUUACGGAAGCAACAACUGCAUUUAGCGUCGUUAAAAGCGACUCGAGUACUUCACCGACACCAAAAUCUCUUAAGAAAAAUAUUAAAACAACGAACUCCGGGCAUUUCAGCAUCAAGUUCGGACGAAAGUCUCGACGAUGAGGACCAAAAACGCCCCAAACCGGAUUCCGAGGACGAGUUUUCAGCCGAAAAUGAGAUUUUGAUUCAAACUAUUUUGCAAAGAGCGACCCAACCUUCGCCGCUGAGGGCUUGUUACAAAUACCAAGAGAUGGAAUUAGCAGCGUUGAGCAUUUCUCAGCAAUUAUCUAGUCAUAUCCACACGGAAAAUAAUUCAACGGGAGCGACAAGACCCAUUCCGCAGUUUCCAACGCUCGUUCAUGGCACGCCCGUGUACAAUAAUGACCCCAUAGAGGGCGCUGUUGGCGGAAUUUCCAUCGCCGCUGCGGAAAAUAACAAAAAAGGCCUUCCGCCGUGCCCGUUAGUUGCUCAAAUCAUGGAAAUGGGCUUCAAUCGGAAGAGUGUCGAAGUAGCUAUCAAAGCUUUGACAACUCAUACGGAAGUUACGCCCACUGUCGAUCAAAUUGUGCAAUGGAUUUUGGAACAUCCCGAAGUCGGGUUGCCUCAUGCCUUUGGAGCGUUGUCGAUAAAUGACUCGGAAUUCAUUGACGACACCGACAGCAUCACUUCCGACAUGGAAAGCAGCUCAAAUCACGACGGAAUUGUCGUGCGGUAUCAAACACGAGACGAAUUCAAGUCCGCAGAUCAAUACGCGAUGUAUAUUCGAGGCGUUAUCAGACCUGGGAUGAUCGUGCGAUGCUGUCGGGACUUUGAGGAGAUCCGCGAAGGCGAAAUUGGGACAGUGCAAAAGACCGAAUGUGAAGGUUUGCAUGAUUUAAAUGUUCGUGUCGACUGGCAGCGACAUGAUAGGCCCUAUUGGAUGCGAUUUGUGCACUUGGAGAUCUUAGAUGCGCCCGUUUUGGCCUCAGAUGCGACCCAACAACUCGCUGUCGGGUGUCAAGUACGGUAUAAAGUCACCGCAAGCAGUACUGCGGCACGAUAUCGAUGGAAUUGGUUGCCCAAAAAUAGCGUGGGACGAGUUACAGCCAUCAAUGGGAACGAUAUUACCGUAGAUUUUCCGCAACAACCGCGAUGGAAUUGCCAUCCGCAAGAAUUGGAAGUCGUUCAGAGCAAUUUUACGCCCGGAUCCGCAGUUAACACGUACGAUAUCAUCGAUGACUGGUCCAGAUGCAUCAAAACGUUGACAGUUUCAUCGAACGAGGCUUCAGCGAAAUUUUUAUUGAACAAAUCGGCGAGUUAUUGGCAAAGUUCCAACACGCAGGGAAGACCGUGGAUCCGUUUGGAGAUGCAUGAAAAUAUUUUGAUCCAUUCUUUAUCGAUUGUCGUCGAUGCAGACGAUUGUUCGCACAUGCCGUCCUUGCUCAAGGUCAAAGUUGGCGAUUCCAUUCAAAAUAUGAAGGAUCUCAGUUGGGUCAGUGUCAAUUCGUGCGAAACUGUCGUCCCGUUACUCACGGAAAUGAAACAAUAUUACCAAUUUAUUGAAAUUGUGAUCAAACAAUGUCGCAACAACGGGAUUCAGUGCAAAGUGCACGGCUUGAAUAUCGUUGGGCGUAAAAAACAAACGGAUUUGGAGCUGAUGCUGACGAAUGCGGCAUUUUUGGCGUGUGAUACGGAUGCGUCGAUCGAACCGAGUUUUACGACGACCUCGAGUCAUCCGGAUGAUAAGCCAACCACGUCGAAUGAAUGCAUGUCGAAAGUUCUCGUGUGGGGUUUGAAUGACAAGGAGCAACUUGGGGGCUUGAAAGGGUCGAAAGUGAAGUUGCCGACGUAUUCGCAGGUUUUGAGUCAAUUGAAGCCGAUUCAUAUUGCCGGAGGAUCAAAGUCGUUGUUUAUUGUGUCGCAGGAUGGGAAGUUAUACGCAUGCGGCGAAGGAACAAAUGGGCGUCUUGGAUUGGGGCAUAAUAAUAAUGUGCCAAGCCCGCAAUUAGUCCCAGUUUUGAGCCAAUAUGUCGUGAAAAAAGUUGCAGUUCAUUCAGGAGGAAAACAUGCGUUGGCGUUGACGUUAGAUGGAAAAGUAUUUUCGUUUGGAGAAGGAGAAGAUGGCAAAUUAGGACACGGCAAUCGCAUCACUUUAGAAAAACCAAAAAUGAUCGAAACGCUUCGCAACAAACGAAUUCGUGACAUUGCUGCCGGAUCAUCUCACAGUGCUGCAAUCACUUCUUCUGGCGAACUUUAUACUUGGGGACUCGGAGAAUAUGGUCGCUUAGGACACGGCGAUAACUCGACACAACUGAAACCUCGUCUCGUUCAAGCUCUCGUGGGACAAAGAGUUGUUCAAGUAGCUUGCGGAAGUCGCGAUGCACAAACUUUGGCAUUAACUGACGAGGGAUUGGUUUAUUCGUGGGGCGAUGGCGAUUUCGGAAAAUUAGGUCGAGGAGGCUCCGAAGGAUGUUCUGUGCCGCAUCAAGUCGAAAGAUUAAACGGGCAGGGCGUCGUUCAAAUCGAAUGUGGAGCGCAAUUUAGUCUUGCUUUAACGAAAAAUGGCGAAGUUUGGACCUGGGGCAAGGGCGAUUAUUAUCGUUUGGGACACGGAACUGACCAACAUGUGCGCAAACCAACCCCCAUUCAAGGCUUAAAAGGCAAAAAAAUCAUCCAUGUCGCUGUCGGAGCGUUACAUUGUCUCGCCGUAUCCCAAUCUGGAUCAGUUUACGCAUGGGGCGACAAUGAUCACGGUCAACAAGGCAGCGGAAAUACCAUCGUAAACAAGAAACCAAGUCUCGUUCUCGGUUUAGAAGGCAUCCCCAUACAACGCGUCGCUUGCGGAAGCAGUCAUUCCAUCGCAUGGACCUUACCGAACAGCAACAACGAACUCGACAAAAAAGAACCCGUGAAAUUCGAGACGACAAAAGACCCUUUGGGCGGUUACAGCUUAGGUUUGUACCAAUCUGACGCUGAAACAACGGCAACUCCUGCUAUUUUAUCGUCAUCCAAGAAGCGCCAAAGCUUGUCUGAAAGUAUUUUAUCGCUUGAAAGUCUCGGAGCUCGUCAAGCUGGAUUGUCGCAUGUUUUAAACGCCAUGAGUAUCCUUCAAGCGCGUUCCUGUGUCAUCGCUGCGUUAACAUCUCACACUCAGAUCCAUAAACAACGCGAAAUGGAGAAGAGUUACAGCAUCGAACGCGAAAAAACCACAAAUUUGAGUCCGAUUCUCGACGACGACGAGGAAAAUAAUCAAAAACCAUCGACUUCCCAUGAGGAUAUCGUUCAAGGAGGCGCCGGAGAAGCUCCUGUCGAUGCAAAUUCCAUGCCAAAUAAUGAAAUGCCGGAACCUGAGACCCCAAAUAGCAUCCCGAAUCCCACGGUAGCAAGCACAAGUGGCGUUUUAAAUGCCUAUCGCAGCUUAACGGGCAGUUUAUCGCUUUCGGCGAGCGUCAGUAGUGUCAAUGCCACACAAAAACACUCGAAAAUGAGUGCCAGUGCCAUGAGUAUCAUCGCCGCGACAAUGACAAACCAAGAAGAAAUCAUCAACGAAACGUCCUUAACUGGCUUGGAUGACUUCACGACACUUUUUGGCGAAUCCGAGGCACGAAGUCUAAUCGAAUUGCUGAAAUUGAGUGUUUCGGGACGCGUUGAUUACCCCAAUGCAACCGAGACAAUCGCCAAUACGCUAAUUGCUUUAGGCUCCAAUGCGCCCUCCAUCUCGAACAUGUUGCUGGAAACUUGUAUAACGGAACUUGAGGAUAUUUGCACGAGCGGACAUCAUCUCGGACGAGUACCGAAACCUAUCGUGCAAGAGACAAAUCAUCCGUAUAUCGAUGAUAUCACGCUAAGUGGCAACGUGAAAAUUCCCGGAGCGAUCGCGUUACGUAUUGAAUUCGAUUCGCAAUGUUCCACGGAGAAGCGAAACGAUCCGCUGAUCAUCAUGGAUGCCACGGGAAAAGUCGUUGCGACACGUUCGGGUCGCGAUUUUGCUCAAUGGGCGCCCGAAAUUCGCAUUCCAGGCGAAGAAAUGAAAUGGAAGUUCACGAGUGACAAUUCCGUCAACGGAUGGGGAUGGCGAUUUUACGUUCAUGGCAUCAUGCCGGCGGAUUAUUUGCAGCAACUCGGUUCAGAUCGAACGAUUUUGUCGCAACCCGAUAUCCAGUUAGUGAUGGCGUUGCUGGAUUCGAGCUUGGAACCGAAAAAUACGACAAUUUUAGUGAGACUUGUAUCAGCGUUGGCGCAAUGUGCUCAAAUUAGUCGCUUAACAGUCCCGCAAAGGAUUUGGUCUCUGAAGAAAAUGCACCAAUAUUUAUGCUCAAAACACGCCCCCAAGCCGACAGACCCGCAAAUUAAUGCGAUUUUAAUGCCUCUGAUUCCGAUUAUUUUGCGACAAUACGAAUUCGAGGAGCCCCAAGUGCGAAAUGGGGUUCAUCUGAUGCACUCGGAUUACUUUAAAACACUCGUCUCGUUGGCUUGUGACAUGCAAAUUGAUAAUCUCUUGCCGCAAAAUGAUGCUCACAAGUGGUCCUGGUUCAGGAGAUAUUGCACGGCAGUUCGAGUUGCUCAAAGUUUGACCCGUAGAACGCAAUUGCCAAGAUCUUUUUGCAUGGAAGUGCGAAGGAAACUCAUUGAAAUGUCAGCGCCGACGUCAAUUUCGAGCUAUUUUAAUAAUAUUCAAGCUCAAAACUCGCAAAUUCCCGUUUCGAGUGGCAGUAUGUCACUUUCGAUCACGUCAAGUCACUCAAAUUUGAGUCAAAGUUCGGAUGGCGCCCAAUCCGCCCCCUGCUCGUUGCACGAAUUUGCCGAAGGAACAAAAAUGAUGCAUGAAGAUCACGAAUUUUUCAAUGCGCAACACGAUGCCCAGCUUUUGCAGUGGUUCAAUCGACGUCCGGAGGAUUGGGCGUUCUCGUGGGGCGGCGCUUCGACGAUUUUCGGUUGGGGUCACAACCACAGAGGACAAUUGGGAGGUUUAGAUGGAAGUCGCAUCAAAAUUCCGACGCCGUGUGAAGCUCUAAGCCUUUUGAGACCCAUUCAGAUCGCGGGAGGCGAACAAACGCUUUACGCCGUGACGCCUGAUGGUAAAGUUUAUGCCACGGGAUACAAUGCCGGAGGUCGUUUGGGUAUUGGAGGCAUCGAAAGUGUCACGACGCCAACGUUGAUCGAGUCCUUGCAGCAUGUUGUCAUCAAAAAAGUCGCUGUCAACUCGGGCGGAAAGCAUUGCAUCGCUCUUUCAGCUGAUGGGGAAGUUUUCAGUUGGGGCGAAGGUGAAGAUGGGAAACUUGGGCAUGGAAAUCGUGAUUCUUACGACAGACCGAAGCUCAUUGAGAGCCUUUCGGGACUCGGAGUGAUCGAUAUCGCGUGUGGAAGUGCUCAUUCUGCGUGUAUUACGAAUCAAGGACAUGUUUUGACAUGGGGCAAGGGACGAUACGGAAGACUUGGGCACGGAGAUUCGGAAGAUCAGUUGUCGCCGAAACUCGUGGAAGGAUUGUUGGGAUAUCGAGCGAUUGAUAUUGCGUGCGGAAGCGGAGAUGCGCAAACGCUUUGCAUAACGGAUGAUGAUAACGUUUGGUCUUGGGGCGAUGGAGAUUAUGGAAAAUUGGGACGAGGCGGAAGUGAUGGAUGUAAGCAACCGAUGAAGAUUGAAAGUCUCGCGGGAUUGGGAGUUAUCAAAGUUGAGUGCGGAAGUCAGUUUUCGGUAGCGUUGACGAGAUCAGGAAGUGUUUAUUCAUGGGGCAAAGGAGACUACCAUCGCUUGGGUCACGGAAACACCGAGCACGUGCGUCGCCCGAAGAAAAUCGCCGCUUUACAAGGAAAAAAGAUAAUUUCCAUCGCCACAGGCUCAUUACAUUGCGUCGCGUGCAGCGAAAGUGGCGAAGUCUUCAGUUGGGGCGACAACGACGAAGGUCAACUCGGCGACGGAACUGUAACUGCCAUUCAACGCCCUCGUCUCGUAACCGCAUUGCAAGGAAAACACAUUGUCAAGGUCAUUUGCGGCUCCGCACACACUUUGGCACUGUCGACAUAUCAAUUGAACGAAGCUGUUCGCCCGCCUCCGCUGCCCUCCAUCGAAUUCGAUCUCAUUCGUGACAUCCAACCGGAAGCUUUGCAUGCUCGUCUCGUGCUUUUGCAUCACUUUUCCGAGUUAAUUUGUCCUUGUUUGGCAAUGUUGCAAAUUUCUGGGGAACUUUCGCUUGCCUCGUUGAAAGAUGUGAUUUGCGCAAAUAUCAAAGAAACCGCUUUUCGUAAAAUAAUUCAAACGACGAUGGUUCGUGACAAACCGCAUGGACCCAUAAUUGAGCUAAAUCGCAUUCAGGUGAAACGAUCGAGAUCAAAAUCGGGCAAUGGACUUGCUGGAACGGAUGGAAUGAAGAGCGUUUUUGGUCAAAUGGUGCAAAAAUUGCCUCUUUUGAACUCGGAAGCACUUUUGAUGCCGCAUCGCGUGUGGAAAGUGAAAUUCGUCGGAGAAAGUGUCGACGAUUGUGGCGGCGGAUUUAGUGAAUCGAUCGCCGAAAUGUGUGAUGAACUCCAAAAUGGCAGCAUUCCGUUGCUAAUUCAAACCCCAAACGGACGAGGAGAAGCUGGAGCGAAUCGCGAUUGUUUCCUCUUGGAUCCCACGCAACAAAGCGUCUUGCAUAUGAACAUGUUCCGUUUCUUGGGGGUCCUCAUGGGAAUUGCUGUACGAACUGGAUCUCCGUUAAGCUUAAAUUUGGCAGAACCCGUUUGGCAUCAACUUGGCGGCGAAAUGUUGCGCCCGACAGAUUUAACCGAAGUCGAUCGCGAUUACGUGACAGGCCUUUUGUGCAUUCGCGACAUGGAUGACCCGAAAAUUUUCCAAUCGAUGGAACUCCCGUUCUCAACGCCGUCGGCAAAAGGACAUGAAGUCCCCUUAAGUACGAAAUACACGAGAAUUACGCCGCAAAAUCGUCAUGAAUACGUGAAAUUAGCGCUGAAUUAUCGAAUUCACGAGUUUGAUGAGCGUAAAGCCGUUCGAGAUGGCAUGAGUAAAGUUAUUCCGGUUCCCUUGUUGUCGCUGUUUUCCGCGACGGAGCUUCAAACGAUGGUUUGUGGAUCGCCCGAGAUCGAAAUGGGAUUGUUGAAGACCGUGGCGACGUAUAAAGGCGUCGAAUCAACAAGUCCCUUGGUUCAGUGGUUCUGGGAAGUCAUGGAGGAAUUUUCGAAUCAUGAGAGGUCGUUGUUCCUGCGGUUCGUUUGGGGACGCACGAGAUUGCCACGAACAAUAGCUGAUUUUAGAGGACGAGAUUUCGUGCUGCAAGUGCUUGAUAAGUACAAUCCGCCGGAUCAUUUUCUGCCAGAGAGUUACACAUGCUUUUUCCUGCUUAAAAUGCCGCGUUAUUCAUGCAAGCUUGUAUUAAUGGAAAAACUCAAAUAUGCCAUUCAUUUCUGCAAGAGCAUCGAUACUGACGAAUACGCAAGAGUUGCUGCUGAUCCUACAGAAGCUACUGGAAGCGAAGACAACAGCGAUUUUGAAUCUAUUGCCUAAAGAUGAAAAAUCAGCAAAGAAAAAAAAUAUCUUUUAACUUUUUUGAACGAUAAGACUUGAAGCGUCCAUACGAAAUUUUUGUAAAAUUAUUUUUCCUACUUAAAAAAAAACGAGAAUUUUGAGUGUGUGCCUAUGAAAAAAAAGUGUUUGAAGAAAGAUGCAGAUUAUUUGUAGCUUUUACUUAAAAAAUAAAUUUAUUUCAAAGUUAGAAUAGUUGCAAGUUUAAAAAAAAACUUCCAAAUAUCAAAAAAUGUAGACGAAGAAAAAAAGAGAAAAUUAAUUAUUCGC